UCUCUCUCUUAUCAUACAAACAUAUGCAUGCAAAUGCAGAUUCUCUUCAACUAAAACUGUGUUAUACAUGGCUAACUAAUCACCACAUCUCUCUCUCUUUUUUUUUUCUUUCUAAUUAUAAUUUUUGCAGGGAUUGCUUUCACAUUUUGUGGAACACGGCUUUCUCGCCUCUAUAGGCAACUCCAGAUUUUAUUGUUUUCUUUGCUUUUUCUUUUUUCCUUCUCGUUUCGGUUUUGAGGAAGAGCAGAAUAUGUAAGUCUCAUUCUCAAAUGUGUUUUUAGGGUUUAACUAUCCAUUGGUUCAACCUCAAAAAAGACAUGGCCAACACCAAUGACCUUGUGUUUUGGCCUUACAAUGACCAUUCCUCGCGAAUACUGCCAGCCUUUAUCCCCUCCCCUUCCUUUCACGGCAUCUUGAGUAAUCCGAACCCGAAACCAAUAUCCGAAGCCAUUCCUCAAUUUGAAUUCGACCCAGAAAGCCUUUACGCCGUGUUCCUCCAACCGAACAAUGAAAACGAUAACCGAAAUCCUUAUCACCAUUAUCAAACAUCUCUAAAUCUCCUUCCCUUGAACAAGACGGUGGAAGACCAAAGCUUUGACGCCUCAGAGACCAACGUUCGCAUGGAAGAUUCCAAGGAAAUCUCGAAUCAUCGAGUCCCAACUCAAGCCUCUAAGAAAAGAGCAAGCAAAACGGAUAGGCAUAGCAAAAUCUACACGGCGAAAGGGCUUAGGGACCGAAGGAUGAGACUGUCGCUUGAGGUGGCUAGAGAGUUCUUCGGCUUACAAGACAUGCUCGGAUUCGACAAAGCAAGCAAGACAGUCAGCUGGUUGCUCACACAAGCCAAGCCCGAGAUCAAGAAGCUCGCAAGAAGCCCCCCACAGCAAUUUAACAAUGGUUUGAGCAGCGAGGAAUCGCAAACGCGACGGCCUGAUCUCGACGAGGUUGCAUCUGGCUGGAUCGGCCAGGAAGGAAGCAACAUGAACAAGGACAUGCCCACAAAUCUAUGCGAAGUUGCAUCAGCAGCAACGAAAGAGAUGGAGGAAAAGUCGGCCAAAGAUAAGAAGAAGAGAUCACAAUCGAGAAACCCUAUCUUAAGGAAGAUCCCAAAGGACGCUAGAGUGAAGGCGAGGGAGCGAGCUAAGGAGAGAACGAAAGAGAAGUUAAUGAUGAAGGAAAGAUCAGCAUCAGAAGCUGUGGUUCAUCAUAUGAAGACCAGCGACGUGAACGACCACUUGGGCACGAACUCGAACUGGAGUUCUUUCGAAACCGGAGAGGAUUCUGUCCAAGGGAUGGAAGAACCGAGCCCUAGCAAUGGAUUCGUUGCUUGUAAUAACACGGGGAUGAGUGACGUGGCACAAGAGUCUAUGACUAUAAUCAACAAAUGGAGCCCUUUCUCGAUCUUUAAUUAAUUACCAUCAAAACCACCGAUCACCUGCUUCCAUGGAGUGUCAGUUUACGGAUCUUCAUCAAUUCUCGGGGAAGCCAAGGAAUGCCUUCUACAACUCACGAAUCAUGUGUUGAGGUCGAUUAGCUUAUGAUAUAUCUCAAAUUAAUAUUUGGGGUCGAUCCAUAUAUAAUUAUGAAGUAUUCUUGCCUUGGAUUAGGGAUAUCAUCAUCAUCAUCAUUAUUAUUAUUAUUAUUAUUAUUAUUAUUACUAUUACUAU
This is a messenger RNA of Tarenaya hassleriana, 1664 nucleotides long. Its product is annotated as transcription factor TCP18-like. Bases 318 to 1409 code for a protein of 363 amino acids. The record is from RefSeq and is a predicted model, not a curated record. Gene Ontology annotation, cellular component: nucleus. Gene Ontology annotation, biological process: regulation of secondary shoot formation. Gene Ontology annotation, molecular function: sequence-specific DNA binding; DNA-binding transcription factor activity. NCBI's taxonomy places the organism in Eukaryota, Viridiplantae, Streptophyta, Magnoliopsida, Brassicales, Cleomaceae. The transcript has 4 exons.